Molecule: messenger RNA, 744 nt
Organism: Cladocopium goreaui
Lineage: Eukaryota; Dinophyceae; Suessiales; Symbiodiniaceae
Source: the annotation of a GenBank genome assembly
AUGAUUCUGGCGUUCCAACAAUGGUCUGCCCCGCCAGUGCUGAUGCUUCUUUGCCUGCUUCUCAUUUUCAAUGGGAAGGUGGAAAGAACCGUUGACGUAGAAUAUGUGGAGGUUUUCGCAGGGGUCGCUGAAAUCAGCAAAGCUUGUAGGGCGCAUGGCAUGGUUGGAUCUUCGCAUGAUCUCGCCUACUCUCCACACUAUGAUUUGUGUGGACGCACUGGGUUUUUGAUGGCAGUCAAUGAGCUUCUCCGUGCUGUUCCUGGCUCGCUUUGUGUCUUCGCUUUGUGCUGCAACAGCUACUGCCGAAUGAGUCGAGCUACGUCUGGCCGUGGAAUCCUAUGCCCUCUUGGAGAUAUGUCCCGCAAGUUUGUUCGGGAGGGCAACCUCUUAGCCAGCCGACUGAUACUGAUGCUUUGGAUAUGUGCCAGCCGGGGAUUGAUUUGGCUAGUCGAGCAGCCAGAGGGGAGUGUCUUCAAUCUGCAUCCCCGGUGGCAAGAGUUUGUGGCCCACUGCCCUGUCCCCCGGCAGAAUUUAACAAAUAUGUUCGUAUCAAAGAACCAGCAAUGGCUACUACCCAAAGGGAUACAUAUAGCAAUGUUCCUGGUGGUUUGGCACCCAAAAAGGGCCCCCACAACCCUCAAAAUAUAUCAGCAAAAAUUUGGGAAAACGCUUUUGGAGCACGUUAUUGUGAGAAUCUUCUUGGUGGAAAAACCAACAGGAGAAUUACCCCAGAUAUAUAUCUAG